Strongylocentrotus purpuratus (purple sea urchin) is the source of this 2622-nucleotide messenger RNA. RefSeq names its product hydroxysqualene dehydroxylase-like. The transcript has 8 exons. Gene Ontology annotation, molecular function: oxidoreductase activity. The coding region runs from base 144 to 1730 and encodes 528 amino acids. NCBI's taxonomy places the organism in Eukaryota, Metazoa, Echinodermata, Echinoidea, Camarodonta, Strongylocentrotidae. The record is from RefSeq and is a predicted model, not a curated record.
AGAAUACAGUAACAUAUUUGACUUUGCCACUCAAGAUCGCGAUUAAAUAACUGUGCAUCCCUCGCACGCAUGGUUCAUAAGACUAUUAUAAUUGAUCUUAAGCAGCUGAUGCGGGCAAGCAAGCAGGCAACAAACGCAAGAAAAUGGAGGGACUUUUUAAAGCUGUCUUUGUACUCCUAGUGGCACUUGUAUUCCUGCGGUAUCUCGGAUCUAACGAUCCCGUUCACAUUGAUCCUGUAAAUCCGACUGAUCCGAUCGUUUUACCCCCUGGGGUCCACCGCGACGUACUCAUUAUUGGUGGUGGUCUGGCGGGGUUGUCGGCGGCGUUGGAGCUGGCAGAGAGGGGUUAUAAUGUGACCGUGAAGGAGGCCAGUCCAAUGCUUGGAGGACGUCUUAAAUCUACUGAGGUCGACAUCUUGGGAGAAACGUUCAGAGUAGACCACGGCUUUCAUGCAUGGUUUUACAAUUACUACACAUUCAAGGAUAUACGGCACCGCUUAGGCAUCAACGAUAACUUUCAGAGGUGGGGAGCAAAUCACUUCCGGUUCAGGAACUAUAAGGAUGAGGUCAUGGAAAGUAAAGGACCCUAUCCUUUAAACGUUAUAGCCACGCUCCUGAAGAGCCCUAACUUCAAGGUGUCAGAUAUUUUUGACAUCGUGCGUAUAUCUGUUUUCUUUGCGUACUACAAUCACGACACCGUCUAUCAGAGAUAUGGAAACAUCACAUUUGAUGAAUGGACUGAAAUAGAAGGAGUGCCCACUUGGUUUGCUGAUACCGUGCUCCGCCCAGCUCUCUCCGUAACUUUUAAUGAGCGAACUGUGCUUAACGCCGCAGAGAUUCUGAUGUAUUCGCACUUUUAUUUCACUGGAGAUAGUAAGGCUGAUCAACGUUCGAUAGCCACAGUGGACCAUCGUACUGCUGUCUUUGACCCGUGGGAAAGGAGACUAAAGUCACUCGGCGCUAAGGUAGAGACGAGUGCUCCUGUCUCUGAUCUAAGGUUCGCUAGCAAGGAUAGCCUGGUGUCAGGGGUAUUACCUGGAGCACAAAGGUCAUAUGAUCAUGUGAUCUUAGCAGCCGACUUAUCGGCCGUAAAAACGAUCUUUACCGAAACCAGCCAAAAAUUUCCGCGCAAUGAACACAUGGCCUGCAUCCAAAACAGGCUCCAGCAACUUCACAUGGCGCCGUCGUACAAGGUUAUUAGGGUGUGGUUCAAUAAACAGAUCUCGCCAUCACAUCCCGCCAUUUUACAAACGUCUGAGUACCAUCCAAUCAACUUGGUCGUACAGUAUCACCUGAUCGAGAAGAAAUCACGUGAGUGGAGUCUGCGGACUGGUGGAUCUAUCAUUGAGUUUCACCUGUACGCUUGGUCGUACGGCGACGUGAAGGACGAGGACGUGUGGGACACUGUUUCACCUACCGUGAGGGAAAUCUAUCCCGAAAUAUUUGUCGAGGAUUUCAAAAGGUUAGGUCAGUUUGUCCAUUCGGGGACGAACUUUGCGUCGUUCCCGUCCAGUCUCGAGCACAUCCGACCAACUGUUACUUUCCCAUCCGAGUGCGGCGUGACGAAUUUGAACUUUGCGGGCGAUUGGUUGCACACCGAUUACCCCUCAGCCCUAAUGGAACGUGCCGUGUCGACGGGUAGAAUUGCAGCCAAUCAGGUGCUUCUCUCAGAUCACGUGAGGCAGGUUCCUAUGCUUGUAGCGAGUAAUUACGGACCAGGAUAUAUAUGAUCGUCCGUAGUAUAUAUACUAAAACUCUAAUCAGGGUAGUUGUGUGUAAUAGUCGGCUCCAAAGAACUUUAAUCAUCAAGUCAAGUGUCAUGUUUUGACAAUUAUUUAAAACAUGUGCCCGUUUAUAAGAAAAAAUGAUUUUGGAAUCUAGGCCUACGACGGAACGAAAGGAAUAUUUCAAUAUAUUUAUAAACAUGGAAAUACUAUUAACAAAACGAGUAACAACUAAUCAUGAUAUGAUAGGUUGUUCUAGGUUGUUGGGAAGUUGUGUAGUAAUUUAUUGAUUUCGUCAUCUUCAGAUUGUUUUAUGAUUUCGAAUCCUUGCCCUUUGCCUUUAGCCCUUUGAUUAUUUUGUGUACUACAUUUUCUUCAAUUUUAAGCUCCUUAAAACAGACCAUUGAUACAAAUGAGCAAUGCCAAACGGAGAGUACUGGGGCUAGAUUAAGCCUAUAAGUUAAUCCCACAAUAUGGAGAAGGUAAUGAAGAGAAAGUUGAGUUCUGGGGAGAGUGGGUGAAAAAUAAUUUGUGAACAUUAUCAUUGUUGAUAUAUGCUAGUGUGGAAGAACAUCAGAUACAAAAAUAUUCCCUGAAAAGCAUAGCUCUUCAAAUGCCUCCAUAUUCUAAAUAUGACAAGGAACAGCUUAAAAAGAGGCCUAAUUUGUAUGCCACAUGCUUUUUAGUCCCAUAUAUACAUCGUUCUGUGUACAGUGCUUGUUCCUUUACCAAGACUUGGCAAAAUUUCUUAUAAUUUUGAUCACUCCAGAACCUUGCAGCUAGUACACACCAGUAAUUUGUAUAUGCUGUACAAAUCCGUUUCCCCCUGAUCGAUUCCACACCAUUUCUUUCACAAUACAAUCGCAUGCCCAGAACUCAACUUUACCUUUAAAGUGAC